AUGUCGUCGACAGAUUCUACACAAUUGAUUCAAUCAACAACUGCGUCGGAUGAUUGCUCGAUCUGUUUGAAUAGUCUUACAUCGAACUCGAUUUUGUUAACAUUGACAUGUAAUCAUAGAUUUCAUCUACAAUGUUUGGCUUCGAACAUUCAAGCACGGAACAACGUGUGCCCUCUGUGUCGAUCAGCGAUUGAUGCAACUGCUGUGCAAUUACUAGCAGGUGUGACUCAUCCGCCGCAAACACUACCGCUUUACACUCCGUCUCCUCCUCCUCACAUACCGAUUCGACCACACUCGGUGCCAACAAUUCCUUCCGUGGAAGAUCCAAUUGAUGAAACUGCAGUACAAGCUCUCACAGCUCGAGUCUCAUCUGCACGGCAGACUGCUGCUAUUGCCGCUUCAGCUGACACAGCUACCGAUCGUCCAACGAUCACGGCUACAACAACGCUGGAAUACUGUGCUCAACCACUUCAGCCUGCUUCAAACAUCUACGGUCUAGUCACACUCCAAGCUCCUCCACAAAUCAUCUCAUUGAACGAUGCGUCGUCAAUACCAACUCGUGUUCCCAUCGAUCUCGUUUGCGUUGUUGACCAAAGUGGAUCGAUGGCUGGCGAUAAAUUGACUUUAUUAAGACAAACUCUUGUUUACAUAACCGAACAAUUGAAUGAUCUCGAUCGUCUAGGAAUCGUCUCAUUCGAUACUCGGGCUUACAAUCGUUCACAUGGAUUAAAACGAAUGAAUCCACAAAAUCAACAGACUUUAACCAACGCAAUUAAUAAUGAUAUUGUUGAUGGCGGUGGUACAUUCAUUGGAUGCGGUCUAAAGAUGGGUAUUGAUCUAUUGAAGGAUCGGCAAACGAAAAAUCCCAUUGCCGCUUUACUCCUACUCACCGAUGGUCAAGAUAAUCAAUCGCACGACUAUACAGAACUAUUAUCGACAUUGCCGACCGAUGUGUUAUGUCAUACGUUUGGUUAUGGACCUGAUCACAUAGCGAAUCUUCUAGUAAAAAUAGCGGAAACAGGAAACAACGGCAGUUUUACAUAUAUCGAUCAAGAGCAAGCAGUAGGUGCCGCUUUUGCCGUAACAUUGGGUGGCUUAUUUAGUUGUGUUGCAAAACAAAUUCAAGUUCGAAUUGAACUUAAUGGGCAAUAUACUAUCACUGAUAUACAUUCGAAAUAUCCACAUGAACCAACAGCUUUACCCUCGAAUAAAUUGACAGUCAAAUUCAAUGAUUUGAAUGCUGAUGAAAAACGGAAUCUGAUUUUUCAAUUACAUGUGCCCGAAAUCGAAGAAAGCCAAACUAUUGACAUGAACAGUCAAAAUACCAUGUCACAAGACGUACAACUGGCUGAUGUGCCUUCGGUGAUAGGCCAUGUCUCAGUCACUUACAUUGAUCCCAAUAAUGAUCAAACAGUAACAACGAUACCUGUUCCUUUCGAAUUAAUUCGAGCAGCAGCGCCAACCUCUGAGCAACUUCAAGUCAAUUAUACUCUCGAUUUACAACGAAACCGUGUUGAAACAGCUCGUGGACUAAAACGAGCUAUGGAUGAACGUGAUUAUCAUCGAUCGCGAAAUAUUCUCAAAGAUCAAGUGAAGAAAAUCAAAGCAAGCGUUUCUGGCAAUGAUCCAUUUUGUCUAUCGUUAAUUCAAGAUCUUGCACAUCAUUAUCCGUCGGAAAAUGCCUAUCGUUCAUCACACAAUAAUACGUACAUGCAGCAUUCGUCGGAACGAGGUACCUAUGCACCGACAACAACAUUUAGUUCACUGAUGUAUCAAAGUCCUUGUCAACAGCAGCAGGCAAUGCAUUUUCAACAACAGGUACCGAUGCGACAACCGCCUGUUCAACUACAAUCUCAACAACAACAACAACAGCAGCAACAACCAAUGCCUGUUCAACCACAAUCGCAACAACAGGAAAAGCCGGAUGAACAAAACAACGACCAGAUAUAA
This is a messenger RNA of Adineta ricciae, 1950 nucleotides long. The record is from the annotation of a GenBank genome assembly. NCBI's taxonomy places the organism in Eukaryota, Metazoa, Rotifera, Eurotatoria, Adinetida, Adinetidae.